AAACCCGCGGCUUCCCGGGAAGGCAGCACCUCUCCUCUUGCAAGAGCAUGGAUCUCAAGGUGGUCUGUGCGCUCUCCGUCACCCUGGUCGUAGCCCUCAGCACCCUGACAGAGGGAGCUGCACCUCCAACAAAAUGCCAGUGUAAAGUGGUUCCCAAAGAAAGGACAAACUGUGGCUACCCGGGCAUCUCAGCAGCAGAAUGCAAGAAAAUUGGCUGCUGCUUCAACGCUUCAGUCCCCAGCGUCCCCUGGUGCUACAAUCCUAAAGCAAAGAAAGUGAAGAAAAUAUGUCCCAACGAUCCCUACACCAGGAUAAACUGUGGCUACCCUGGCAUCAAGCCCAGGGACUGCACAAGGAAGGGCUGCUGCUUCAGGGCACACCCCGCCGGUGUCCCCUGGUGCUUCUACCACCGCACCGUGGAGGAAGCUCCGCGCACCCGCAUCGCCGCGCAGCGAGCGCUAAAUAAGUAA
Messenger RNA from Hirundo rustica (Barn swallow), 470 nucleotides. Its product is annotated as trefoil factor 1-like. The transcript is spliced from 4 exons. Bases 48 to 470 code for a protein of 140 amino acids. NCBI's taxonomy places the organism in Eukaryota, Metazoa, Chordata, Aves, Passeriformes, Hirundinidae. The record is from RefSeq and is a predicted model, not a curated record. Gene Ontology annotation, biological process: maintenance of gastrointestinal epithelium.